UGAAGCCUAACUUGUUCCUGUGAGAACUACUCUUCUUGCGAUACAUAUUUGCCCUCUCCAUGUUGCUUCCAGCAGUGUUGUUGCUGCAAACCGCGUGGCUUACGUCUGCAGCUGCAGACACCCUGCACAUCACAGAAGAUGACGAUGAAUGUUUCUCAGAAGGAGGUUGCGCCUUGAAUGCCUUGCAAGCUCGUGCUCUGAGCAUUUCUGGAUCAUCCAAAGAGGCGGAAGAUGGAAUACCUGGAUUGUUGGACCCAGACAUUUCCGAUGUGUUGCCAGACCCUGAUGGUGACACCGAUUCACCUGAUGGUGAGGAAGAAACUUCGCAUUCAGGAUCAAACCUUUGUAGUGGAGAAACGUUUGACAGGUCCAAGGAAGGCUGUUGCGCUGGGGCAUUGUAUGACCGAGUGUCAGAAGGAUGCUGCAACGGAGACAUUUACAACGUGGAACAUGAAGAUUGUUGUGGAGGAAAAGAGUCUUAUGACACCAGAACUCAAGGUUGCUGCAACAACAAACAUGUUUUUGACCUUGGUGAAGAGUUUCUAGUCUUUGGGCUGAAAUGUUUGAAGCCGUUGGAGCCUGAGGAUAGGAAAGUCUCAUUUAAUUGUACCGAUGAGUGGCCACCAAAGAACUAUGCAACAGUUUGGCAGCGGUAUUGCGCUGCACAAUCUGAAGGGACUCACAUGGCUUGGGCGAUGACCCCAUCAUGCCAGGUUGGGUGGCUCUCAGUCAAGCAACCUUCAGUGGCUGAUGCUGAGCAGAAAGCGGUGAGCCAGUGUCAAACGAGAGCCUCAUCCUACAACGAUGAAUCAUGUCAUGUCUUUGACCUUGACGGCAGCCUUUGCUCACGUCAACGCUGUGGCACAACACUUUAUGAUGCGACCAUGCUCGGUUGUUGCAACGGUCAGAUCUUCGACACUCGAACGCAAGAUUGCUGUUCCGGCCACAUUUACAACACCGAAACAACUGGAUGCUGCAAAGGACGCCUGUUCAAAAAGGAACCUCGACGAUGCUGCGGUGACAAGUACCUCUUCAACAGCAAUACUCAUGGCUGCUGUACUGAAAAUGGGCCGCAGGUCUUUCGAUUUGGUUCUCAAAAUUGCUGUGCUGCCCCCAAGGGAACUUGUCGAAUUCCGCCUGGAAUUGAAUCUUGCUGCAGAAAGGAAGGACAUUGGAGCGCUUCGCGCUAAGAGUUCUCAGCUGAAGUGGAAAAGUCACCGGUGCACACAUUUUUGGCACAAUAAAGUUUCCAGUCCUCCAAGAGAGUUGAUAGACAGCCAUGCACCUGUAGCUUGUGGCUUUUCCUCAAGAAAGCAUCAGAAGACAUCCC
Messenger RNA from Durusdinium trenchii, 1330 nucleotides. Lineage: Eukaryota; Dinophyceae; Suessiales; Symbiodiniaceae. The record is from the annotation of a GenBank genome assembly.